Molecule: messenger RNA, 675 nt
Organism: Closterium sp. Naga37s-1
Lineage: Eukaryota; Viridiplantae; Streptophyta; Zygnematophyceae; Desmidiales; Closteriaceae
Source: the annotation of a GenBank genome assembly
AUGGAGUUCUUCGAUGAGAAGUUAAAGUCGUUGUGCAUGCAAUGGCUUGAAGACCAGGUGUACUCAAUUCGUGAAGCAGCUGCGACAAACCUGAAGCGUUUAGCAGAAGAGUUCGGUGCUGAAUGGGCCCAAUCUCAAAUCCUGCCAAUGAUCAUGGAUAAAGUGAACAACUCUAACUACCUGUAUCGAAUGACAGUCCUGCUUUCUCUCUCCAUGUUGGCCCCAGUGCUUGGUGCUGAAGCAACUUGCAAUACAAUGCUUCCUGUUAUCCUGAAUGCCGUCAAGGACGGUGUACCGAACAUCCGCUUUAACGUUGCCAAGAUGCUUCAGUCUUUCAUACCAAUUGUUGAGCCAUCUGUUGUUGAACAAACCAUCCGACCUUGUCUAUUGGAGCUCAAUGAGGAUCCUGAUCCAGAUGUUCGUUACUUCGCUAACCAAGCUCUUCAGGCAUGUGAUCAAGUUAUGGUCUUACCUGACACUUUCGUUCUUGACAACCGCGGGUUGCGCACUCGAAGUAUGGCGCUCUUUUGUCAUUUCGCCGUUUUCUGUAUAUUUCAACUCCAACUUGAUUUUCAAGAAGUUCCAGCUAUGGCGGCUAUUCACGAAUUUCUUCUUCUUUGGGAGUAUCGGCAUCGAUUUCGUUUUCCACAUGUUCUUCCUCUGCCGAUAUUGUAA